AUGUCCUUCUCGGAUCAAUUCAAGGGGAAAGUCAUCGCGAUCACCGGCGCAGCUCAGGGGAUCGGCUACACAACCGCCCUUCUCCUGGCGUCCCGUGGUGCAUCGCUCUCUCUCGCCGAUAUCCAGUCGUCAACGCUUGACGAGGCCAAAGAUUCUAUUUUGUCCCAGUACACAUCAAUCAAGGUCUUCUCCCAAGUCGUCGACGUUCGCUCAGCGGAGCAGGUCGAGACAUGGAUCAAAGCCACCGUCUCGCACUUUGGACGUCUGGAUGGCGCCGCCAACAUUGCCGGCAUAGUCCCCAGGUCAAUAGGCAGUGAUGCCGGUCUAAUGGAGAACACAUCACCAGAUGAGUGGGAUUCGUGCCUGGGCGUGAACCUCACAGGGGUGAUGCACUGCAUGAAGUAUGAGCUGCGCGUCAUAGCGGAGGACAGUGCUAUUGUCAACGCAAGUUCCAUCGCGGGCCUGGUUGGGAGAGAGAAGAAUGGCAUCUACACAGCCACCAAGCACGGUGUCGUUGGAUUGACGAGAUCGGCUGCCAAGGAAGUUGCUUUGGCCGCGCUGACCACAGCGGCGUAUGCCUCCCUCGGGACCCCCGACAAGUCAUGCCGACUACUCGCCCCCGUGGAUGUCGCUGGCUCGCUGGGCUUCAACUACACCGAUGAUUGCGUGCCCUCGACCGGCAGGCUCUCGUCGUACAUGAUCUACGUCGACUUCCCUGACGCCGAGGCCAACGACACCACAAAGUCGCUCUACGACGUCUUCUUCCCCGACGCCAUUGACUGGUUCGAGACGGCCAGCUAUGGCAAGCUCCAGCUCGAGGUCGACACGGCGCUCGAAGGGGGCUUUGCGCGUAUGCCGCAGGCCGCCGACAGCUAUCACUUCCAGAGGGGCAUGUCGGGGCUCGAGCUGGUGACCUACGUCCAGGACGCCAUCGACGCGCACUUUGACCAGAUUGGCACGAUUCCCGUCGUCGACGUGCUCUACGUCGUGGCAACACGGCGCGCGACAAGCAUCACGUAUUCGCCGUCAAUGGGCUAUACCUUUACAGACCCCUCCGGCUCGAUUCUCGCCAACAAGACUGCUGCUUUCGGGUAUGACUCGUACGACUAUUACGGCUUCAAGGUUCUCAAUCACGAGACGGGCCAUGCGCUGUGCCUCCCCGAUCUCUACCCUCUCGCCGGCGGCGAGACGAGGGAGUACGUCGGCACAUGGGACAUGAUGGGCACCAUUGUGGGUCCGAGCCCAGACUUCUUUGCGUGGAACAAGUACCGACUUGGGUGGAUCGAGGAAGACGAGGUGGACUGCGUCGAGGACGAUGGCACGACACGGCAUGAGCUCACGCCUGUCUCGUCGGAUGAGGCAGGCGUCAAGGCGGUCAUUAUUCGGCACAGCGACACCAGGGUCCUCGUCGCCGAGGCGAGGUCAAAUACAGGUGUAGACGAGAACGCCCGCCGGUCAGGGGUUCUGGUGUAUAGCGUCGAUACUGAAAUUCAGACGGGGCAGGGUGGCAUCAUCGUCUACGACGGUAACCCCAACACAGGGUCUUCCCGGUACGGAACACAGGGCGACGUCAAGAGUGAUGCGGCACUAUCGCUAGAGGAUGGGGAGCAGGAGAUCUACGUCGAGGACUUUGACGUCAAGGUCAAGAUCAUGGAGAGCGAUGGACCAGGCUUCCAGAUCGAGGUCCGCAAGGGAGAAGAGGCCGUCGAGGAGGACGAGGAUGGACUGCUGCUCCAGACUGUCGCUGUUAAGCCUGCCGUGGUAGCGACCCGCACGCAACCAGAGAAGCAGCCCCUGGUGACUUGA
This is a messenger RNA of Emericellopsis cladophorae, 1806 nucleotides long. RefSeq lists its product as uncharacterized. The record is from RefSeq and is a predicted model, not a curated record. Gene Ontology annotation, molecular function: peptidase activity; oxidoreductase activity, acting on the CH-OH group of donors, NAD or NADP as acceptor. Lineage: Eukaryota; Fungi; Ascomycota; Sordariomycetes; Hypocreales; Bionectriaceae. The coding region runs from base 1 to 1806 and encodes 601 amino acids. Gene Ontology annotation, biological process: proteolysis. The transcript has 3 exons.